This is a messenger RNA of Osmerus eperlanus (European smelt), 1950 nucleotides long. RefSeq names its product R3H domain and coiled-coil containing 1 (gene r3hcc1). The annotation marks the transcript as partial. NCBI's taxonomy places the organism in Eukaryota, Metazoa, Chordata, Actinopteri, Osmeriformes, Osmeridae. The record is from RefSeq and is a predicted model, not a curated record. Gene Ontology annotation, molecular function: nucleic acid binding. The transcript is spliced from 8 exons.
UUUAGCCACGCUGGCAUACAGCAACAGCUAUCAAUAAUAUUUAUUCUGGUCACCCUGGCGUUUCCUAGCUUUAGUGGUGUUUAUCUUCCAAAGCAAGAAAAUGAAUUUGUGCACACAGUCUUGGACGAACUGGAAAAUUUCAUACAGAGAGAUAACCAGAAAAGUGUGGUACUCUUCCCCGCUCUACCAAACAGACUGCGCUACCUGAUCCACAAAACCACUGAGAACUACCCCAGUUUGGCAACUUUCUCAGUAGGGGAGAGCUGGUGCAGGAGGGUUGUGAUUUGCUUCCAUCAACUCAGGGUUGAGCUGGAGGAGUACAGUGACAGUGAAAGCAACAGUAGUUUGUAUGAAGAGCCUUACAGACGGGGAGUAGGGGUGGAUAACAAGCUCUCAAUGCAGGCCAGACCUACCCGUACCUCCCUUAGGAACCAAGGGGCUAAGCGCCCAGACAAGGCCAUCUAUGUCCCUCGCGCCGCCAGGGAGAGACUUCCGCUUUCUCCUCCGGAUUCCCCUUUGACGACAAUAGACGUGGGUUUGCCCAACCUUGGUCCUUCAGGUAGCACCCAAUCUGUCACCAGUGCCUCUUCCCUAUGCUCCAGCUCCAGCUCUGAAACCACAGAAGGAACAUUAUCAUGUGCUCCCAACCAGAACAGCGCAACUGACAGCUUGGCAGAAUCUACAGCACACAAUUCUGAUCAGCUUCUGGGUAAGCAGAAGGAUAUGUUUGUGCAGCUCAAUGGUGCCAACUCCAGUCAUUGGCCUCCUGCUUUGGACCAUGUAGUGUCCUACUUCAUGGCUGUGACCCUGGAGGACUCGGAAGAGGACAUGCAUGGGCAGGAGAACCUGAUAGAUGACAGACAGGAGCUGAACAUCUCAGAAAUACCAGCAAAAACCACAGAGGAUGCUAGCAGCUUCUCUGAAGAGGAAGAGAUCAUGGUACACUUGAAAGACACCAACGUAUCAAUUCAGCAUGCCCACAAUGACUACUCCUGCUAUGAGGCCCUUUGGAUUAACCAAGAGGAGUUUUCCCAUGUGAUUGAGAUCUACAACUUUCCUCCCAUGUUCAAAACAGAAGACAUUCAAGAUGCCUUCACAGAAUACAGCUCUGGUGGUAUGAAGAUUAAGUGGGUGGACGACACUCAUGCUCUAGGUGUGUUCUCAAGCCAAUCUGCAGCAUCCCAUGCUCUGUCUCUGCAUCACCCACUUCUGAAGACACGCACGCUGUCUGAAGGGAGCAGGAAGUCCAAAUGCAAAGCCGUGAGACAAGCAGAGUUUAUUCAGCCAGUGAAAGAGCGACCCCGCACUGACUCUGCGGUGGCUCGGAGGAUGGUGACCAGGGCUCUGGGACUGCAGAAAUCUGAAGCACGGGUACAGCAUUACUAGAGAAAGCAACCCAAGCACCAAAACUCCACCUGUCAUAACUGCAAAUCCUCGAGACGUUCAACAUUCAUGAUCAGUUCAUUCAUCCAUAAAUGUUCCAAGAUCAUUAGACUGCUGCUCUUCAGACUGUUCAAGUUUUUAAGUGUUUCAACGGUUAAUUUGUCUGUAGCUUUGUAGGAAAUGGAAACUGUGUUUCUGUAAUAAGGUACAUUUUUACUGUCCACAAUGCCUGUUUUGAAGUUGUAAUUUAAUACUUUUGUCAACUGCUCCAUCCGUUAAUAUUGAAUAUGUCCAUUGGCUGUAUGUAUGUAAUGUACACAGACAUAAUCGAUCAACAGGACUUUUUAGCAAUGACAAAAACAUUUUAACGACUCAUAACAAUUCCAGGAAGUGGCUACAGUUAUGUUUUGUGAAUUCAAAUUAAUUUUAAGAAUCGUUUUAAGCAUUAAAAAAAUCUGCAUACGGCAUCUAUAUUUUCCCCAGUUUAUUGAAUUGCUAGUUGAAUUAAUACUAUCAUCUACAGUAGUAAAUCUUUACCUUCCUUGUGUUCUUGAAAAAAAUCUUCAU